GGCCCCGAAAUCCGGCGCGCAAAACCGUCGUCAGCGACAAGUAAAAGAAACCAACGCCCCGAACCCGUCACACCAGAAAGCGUUGCCGAUCGCCGAGCUCGAAAAUGGAGGAGGCAAAAGCGGCGGCGUACUAUGACGAGCUGACUCGGCGGGGCGAAGGAGCCGCCAGAUUCAAACAAGGCCUCGGCUUCUCUUCGGCAAACUCGGAUUCCGAAAAUGCCUCUGAGCGCGGCUCAGCGCUGCCGUAUUCCACCUCGUCUUCCUUCCUCAGUAAGUUUGUUAAGGCGUCCAGCCCGAAGAAGGAGUCGGAGCUUCAGAAGCAAGCACAGAUUGAAUCCAUACAGAACAAGCUCAAGAGGAAGAAGGCCAACGCGGCGGAGGAAAGAGAGAAUAGGCAACCGGCUAGGGUUUCGGAGAGAGAGAAUAGGCAUUCGAGGAAGCGGAGCAGGAGCAGAGAGAGGCAUUCGAUUCGGAGAAGUAGGAGCAGAGAGAGGUAUAGAGAAAGAGAUAGGGGUAGAGAGAGGAGGAGGAUGAGGUCUGAGAGCGAUUCCGAUGGAGGUAGACGACGGAGAUCGAGAAGCCGGAGUCGGAGUCCGUCGCCUCGGGAUCGGAGAAAGGAGCGGAGGAGGAGUCGGAGCUCGUCACCGAGGGAGAGGGGUUCGGAGAGAAGCAAAGGUAAAGCGGGGAAGGAGAGGAAUGGAGGCAGUGCUGAUCAUUCCAAGUUGAUUGAAGGCUAUGAUAAGAUGUCAGCGGCCGAGAGAGUGAAGGCGAAGAUGAAGCUUCAACUUGCUGAAACUGCUGAGAAGGAUACGACGAAAGGGAUGGGCUCGGGUUGGGAAAGAUUCGAGUUCAACAAAGAUGCACCACUUGAUGAUGAAGACGUUGAAGUUGCUGAAGAUGAUGCAGCAUUAGUUAAGCACAUUGGCCAAAGCUUCCGGUUUUCUGCAGUUGAGACAAAAAGGGAGGAGCAGCUCAGAUCUGCUCAUGAUGAGGCUAUGUUUGGUGCAUCAGAUGAUCGACCGACCAUUGUGAUGGAUAGUGAGAUUGAGGCAGAGAACAACAUAAACGACAGCAUAGAAAGUGAGCCUACAACUACAAGCCUCCUGAGUGAGAAGGUACUUUCAAAGAAACAAGGUUCAUGGCGUGAUCGUAUACGUGACAAAGGGAAUUGACAUGGAUGACUUGGGAUAGGUCUUCUCAAAUCCGGUUCAUAUACCAGAUGCAGAUGUCAUGUUGACAUAAUCUGAAGUCAAGUUGAGAUCUGAAAUGGCGAUGGAAGGGGCUGACAUGGAUAUCGGCAUGGAACAUUCUAAUACUACCAUUUUGAGUUUGAUAUGAAGUUACAUGAUGGAGUUGACAACGGAGAUGCACUGAAGUUAGUGGAAAGAAGCUUCUGCGUUGAAGUUAGAGGCCGAAGAACUUCCUUCGUCGGAUCAUUUAUUCCGAGUCAUCCCUGUGUUAAAAAACAGCACUUCUAGAGGGUAUCCCCGAGUCCAUGCUCCUUGAUAGAAAGAGCUUUGAGUAUAUUGCCUGUAGUUUGGCCGAGGAAAACAGUGGCAUUGUAGUCGUAUGAGUAGGCCACUAGUUGUACUCAAGGUUCUAAAAAUCGCUAGGCGCUAGUCGGGCGGCGGGCAGGGGGGCCUAGCGCUUAGGCGGCUAGGCAGGGGUCUAGGCAGAUUUAUGUAAAUUUAUUAUAUAUCUUGUAAAUAAGUGUCUAUUUACACUUAAAAAAAAAU
Messenger RNA from Malus domestica (apple), 1736 nucleotides. RefSeq lists its product as uncharacterized. Gene Ontology annotation, biological process: alternative mRNA splicing, via spliceosome. The record is from RefSeq and is a predicted model, not a curated record. Gene Ontology annotation, cellular component: cytoplasm; nucleus. NCBI's taxonomy places the organism in Eukaryota, Viridiplantae, Streptophyta, Magnoliopsida, Rosales, Rosaceae.